Molecule: messenger RNA, 1395 nt
Organism: Toxotes jaculatrix (banded archerfish)
Lineage: Eukaryota; Metazoa; Chordata; Actinopteri; Toxotidae
Gene: gra
Product: granulito
Exons: 7
Coding region: 541-933 (130 amino acids)
Source: RefSeq, a predicted model, not a curated record
UCUAUAUUUAAGUGAUUGAAAUUCUCCAGUAUAUUAGUUCAUGGUGCAUUUGAAUUUGAAUAUUUUAGCAGUCCCUGAUAGACCUUGGAUUUUAAAGAAACAGGUGCAAAAUUCAGUCUCCAGGAAUGUGGGGGUGAAUUUUUUAAACAAAAUUCUAUUCACACAAAAAACAAAUGCACCUCUGUAGCAUUUCUGACCUUCCUACAAUACAAUCACAAUCACAAUGACAUGUUGAGAGAUUUCUAGGCUAAGACAGCUGUAUUUAGAACUUAAAUAUCGAGUAUGGGCCACAAUGACCAUGUCUGCUCAUAUUCUUUUUUAGGUUUGAUGAAAUUGACGUUAUGCUCAUGCAUAAAUAAAGAUUUUAUUGUGAAAGUUAUGUACCGGAAGUUAUGGUUUUACUUUGACUGACAUGGUACCGGUGAAGUGAACUGCAGGCAGAAAACCACGCUGCGGGAAUCUUUUUUUUUUAGAACUACAGGUGAUUCAUUAAUAUCUGUUCUUUAUUAAGUAAAACGACGGUGACAAGUCUCGUCAGUCAUGGAAGUAUCAAGGAGAAGAAUCCUCCAAAAACAUCUGGUGCCUGCAAGACCCCUGCGUCGCUGCAUCCAUAUUGACAUUGAGCCCCCCAAAAAUGCUGCUACAUGUGCACAGGCACUGAUGGAGGAAGUGGAUCAAGAGACAACUGUCACUAUAGAGCAGUUCUACAAGAUUGUCAACCUCCACAAACAGAAAGAAGGCAGAAUAUCUUAUACAAGAGAUUUUUUAAUUGGGUUGGCGAGUUGUCCUGAGGCCAGGAAGAAGCCAGAGUUCUUGCCAGAGCACCCCAUAGUCUUAACUGAGGCAAGAGAUCCUGGGGACUUGAGGCUUCAUGAAAUGAGGUGGAGUGGUGAAAAAGAGGAAAUGGCAGAAGAAAGGCUUCACUCAUCUUAAGAACUUUGCACAGGAGUUCACUGUUUACCACUACGAGUGUUUCUGUUUUUUUUUUCUAUUGCUUUUCUUGUUGAAUUUAAUUUAACUCGUGACAUUUUGUAUUGCAUGUUUAUUAUUUGAAAACUAUUUGAGGUGAAGUUGCACAAAGUCAUAAUACUAAACUUUUAAACUUUAUUUGCUUAAGUAUGAGUAUUGGAUUUUUGCUUACAUUUUCUGCUGUGUAGGAUUUUGGUUACAGUGAAGUAUUUAUAUUGUGUAAAAAUGUUCUAAACCUAAGCUAUAAUGAUGACUUUUCAAGAAACUAAGAUGAGAAAAAUUGCCAUUUUAUGCAGACUCAUCAUUACUCCUCAUACCCACUACCUUAAGUGACUUGUCAUCAGCUGCUUUAGCUGGGGCAUACAUAAGCAUUGUGAUUUAACAUGUCUUACUAAACAUGUUAAUUCCUUCACUCAUAAAGGACAG